AUGAGUUUAACUGCUAAAGGAAAAGCUUUAUUUAACUCUUUAUUAGUAGAACAAAAAGGUGAGACUGUUCCUUAUCAAUUAGUUAAUGGUCUGAGUAGUGAUAAACCAGUUGAUAAAGUUAUUAGUCAAUUCGAAGAUGUUUUAUUUGCUGAAUCUGAACCUGAAUUUGAUAGUAAAAUUCAAACUGCUUUGCUUAAAAUUAAAGAUUUGGAUGAAACCAAGGUUGCUGUAGCAGUUACUGCUUUAAAAAAUGAUCUUGGCAAUGUUGGAGUAGGGAUUUAUAAAGAGUAUGUUGAAGAAUUUAUCAAGAAUUUAAAAGAUGGUAGUAGUAACAAUCUAUUUAUCAAAGAAGAAAAAUCAAGCAAGAGAUCUUGUCUAACUUUUAAUGAAUUAAAAAAAAGAGCUAUUGGUUUUAAUGAGAUUAAUACUAAAGCAAAAAGAUUGAGUUUAGAAAAAAAUGGAAAAAAGUUAGGUGAUGAAUUGAUUAAACGAAAUGAUAUUAAUUCCAAACUAGUUAUGGCUAGACAAGAAUUUGAUAAUGCCAAAAAUUUAGAAAAAACUGCUAAGGAGAGACAUAUAACAAGUUUAAGAGAGACUUUUAACCUUAUUUAUGCUAAACCUAAAAAGAGCUACAAAGAAAGACUUGAAGAGUAUGAGAAAGUUCAUCUUACUGGAAUAAAAGAUGCUUUGGAGUCUGCAAAAGAUAAAACAGACCAAGUUUCCCUUUCUAAUGAAAAAAGAAUUACUUUCUCAAAUCUCAAAGUUGCUUUAGAAGAGGAUGUUAAGGAGAUUAAAAAGAUCACUGACAAGGUUAAUAAAGGGGAUAAAGUUAAGAAAUCUGAAUUUAUCAAAUAUUUAAAAGAAAAUCUUUCUAAAGAGUCUGUGAUUAAAAGUAUUGCUUCACAAGAAUUAAAGGCUGAUAAUGAUUUAAAAACUACCAUAGUUAAGAAGAUAGAGGAUCAUAAAAAAGAUGGCAAAGGAUUAAAUAAAAGUAUUUACAGAAAUGGCAAAGAGUUUACUAAUGAUGGUAUCAUUAAAUAUUAUAAUGAAAAGACAGGAAGUAUAAAGCAUAAUUAUUCAAAGCAGAAAAAUAAUAAAGAUGAUAAUCCGGUUGUAAUAAUAACAGGAUUUUACCUUAUUGCUGGUACAGGUAUAAUUAUUGCCGUUUCACAAAAAUUGAAUUCGGUUUCACAGAAAUGGCAUACCUCAAUAAAUACUUGUGCUUCAGCGAUCGCGGAAAUGUGGUCAUUAAUUGAUUAUAUCCUUCAAAUAACGCCUUAUUCAGGACAAGCAGGAGAAUUACAUCCUAUAGCUUCUUUACUUAUAACAUUUAUCUUAUUAACCGUUGGUUAUUUAAUGGGCAACUCAUUUUGGCACAAACUAUUAGGGCGUAACAAAUUUUUACCUCAAGGAAAGCACGCGUAUGUGACUGGUGGAAGUAAUGGACUUGGUAGAGCUAUAGCCAAGUUGUUAGCUUCGAAAGGCGCUCACGUAACAAUAGUUGCGCGUGGUAAAGAGGAUUUAAAUACAGCUCUUGAAGAAAUUAAAAACGCUGCAAAGGAUUGUGAAGAUUAUAAAAAUUUGAUCUUUACUGCAAUUUCAGCAGACCUUACCAGAUUUUGCAAGCCUGGAAUAUUUAUAGAACAAGAUAUUUCAAUAUUCGAAAAUAGCAUGCAACUCAAUUAUUUUGGAACCUUAUACACCAUUCAUGAUGGGGUAAAACGUAUGGUGCAACAGGAGAUUAAAGGAAAAGUUGUUUUGGUUAGUUCAAUCUUAGGCUUAAUUAGUUUCAUUGGAUUUUCUCAAUACAGUCCGACGAAAUAUGCUAUAAAAGGUUUGGCCGAAACUUUACGAAACGAGUUGAUACUUUAUGGUAUUGAUGUUCAUUGUUAUUUUCCUGGCACGAUUGAUAGUCCUGGUCUCAAGGAGGAGAACAAAACCAAACCAAAAAUCUCCAGUGAUAUCGAAGGUAGUAAUGCAGAGUUAAAACCAGACGAAGCUGCUAAAAUUUUAUAUAAAUCUCUUUGCAAAGGAGAAUUCUUUAUCACUUCAGAUUUUGGAGGUGAUCUUUGCAGAGCUGCAUGUAAAGGUCCUGUCAAUCCAACUAAUAAUUUUGUUGUUGAUAAUUUGCUAUGUAAUCUUGCAUGGAUUGGAGGGAUUCCUUUUCGAUAUUUUAUAGACAAGAAGGUCAAAAAUAGUACCUAA
Funneliformis geosporum is the source of this 2205-nucleotide messenger RNA. The record is from the annotation of a GenBank genome assembly. Lineage: Eukaryota; Fungi; Glomeromycota; Glomeromycetes; Glomerales; Glomeraceae.